GACAUUCACUGCCCAGCACACCGUUUUGAAGAUGGCCAGUGGCAGCGCUCCGAUUGGUUUUCAAGGUGUCGAAAUGGCUGUUCAUGGCAGCAAUGAGUACAGUCAGGAUCAUUCGCCCCCGGGAGAAGCUGCAGGCUCUCAACUUGCUGGUGUCGGCAGUCCUGCUUACGACUCUGAGCUGACCCCAUUGAAGAGAGAAGUUGCUCAAGGCAGCGGAAAACAGACUGUCUUCUUCAAAGACGGGAAGAGAAGAAUCGACUAUGUCCUGGUCUACCAAGUGUAUGAAGAACAGGAGCAAGAGUGGAGGGACAAGAGAGAGCAAAAGAGGCAGGACUACUUUGAACAGUUGAAGGGAGAGGGUCUCGAAUUAGAAGAAGAUCACGAGGCAUUUGACAAAAAGUCAAUUUUUGUCAAAGUGCAUGCUCCAUGGAAGACGCUUUCUCGAGAAGCAGAAGCUCUCUCUCUGAAGAUGCCACGGGAGGAAAACAAUUAUGUUCGUAAGGGCUGGUGGGACAGGAUGAUUGAAAACAUGCGAUGCUCGAUCAAGAGUCCGUUCAAUCACGGUUUGGAAGACAUGCAAAACUACAUUACUUUGCCGUUUUCUAAAGCCAAGCAGAAAUCCUUUAUUGGCAUUGAAGACAAAGACAAGUUCUUUACACCCGCCCAGAGGAGUCUAAUGGUAAAUGGAAUUUUGGUGAGGACUCCGUACAGCAGAGAGAAGAGUAAGGUUGGCUUUGAGAGACUUCUUGCUAACAAGGCAAUCGAGGCUGCAUAUCCACUUCAUUCGGGAGGUAGUGAUGUUCCAGAAGAUGAGGAACAAAACGAGAGAUCGGUGUUGCGACAUGUUUGGGCUCGUUGGGGAGCGUGGUACAAAUACCAACCGCUUGACUACAUCAGACGUUACUUUGGUGAAAAAGUUGGCAUCUACUUUUGCUGGCUUGGUUUGUACACAACUUGGCUGUGGCCUGCAGCGAUUGUUGGUUUGCUUGUGUUUAUUAUCGGCUGUGGAAUAUCUGGUGAUGACAUUCCUUCGAAAGAAAUCUGUGAUGACAAUCUCACUACUCUCUUCUACAUGUGUCCUCUGUGUGAUGUGUCUUGCGACUUCUACUUUUUGAAAGAGACAUGUUAUUAUGCCAGAGCUUCAUUCUUAUUUGACAACGGUGCUACAGUUUUCUUUGCUGCAUUUAUGUGCCUUUGGGCUGUUUUCUUUCUUGAGAUGUGGAAGCGCACGGAGGUUGGUCUGGCGUAUCGCUGGGAUGUACUUGGCUAUGAAGAGCAGCAGGAACUACCUCGUGCCGUAUUCGAAGCAACCGUCAAAACCAAGAAAGAAAAUCCAGUGACUGGGAGGUUGGAAUCGUUUGUUCCUACGGUAACCCAACUGACCAAAUUGAUGAGAGCUUUAUCAGUCGUCUUCUUCUUUAUUGCUGUCGUGAUUGCUGCUGUUAUCGGUGUGGUUGUAUAUCGUAUUACCGUAGUAGCAGCCAUGAAUGAAAACAACUCGCUUCGUCAGUUCUCGAGCAUAGCCACGUCCAUAACCGCCGCUGUCAUUCAAGUUAUCCUCAUUACCGUUUUGGACAAGGUGUACCAGUAUGUUGCUGUUCUUCUCACUGAAUGGGAGUUGCAUCGUACUCAAACUGAGCACGAAGACAGUUUCACGUUCAAGAUGUUUCUGUUUCAGUUUGUCAACUACUACAGCUCGGUGUUCUACAUUGCUUUCUUUAAGGGCAAGUUUACCGGCUACCCAUACAACUACAAUGAACUUGCUGGUGCUCGUCUUGACGAGUGUGGUCCUGGAGGUUGUAUGAUUGAGUUGACUCAACAAUUGGCUAUUGUCAUGGUCGGCAAGCAAGUGGUCAACAACUUCGUUGAGCUUCUGUUGCCGAAGCUAAAGGCUUGGUGGAGGCGACGUGACACGAAAGAUGAGGAUCCUGACGAUGACAAGUGCGUGCAGAGGUGGGAGGAAGACUACGAUCUGGCCGAUCUCAAUCAAUAUGGAUUGUUUGCUGAAUAUCUGGAAAUGGUUAUCCAGUAUGGCUUUAUCACACUGUUUGUUGCUGCGUUUCCUCUUGCUCCCGUAUUUGCUCUCCUCAACAACCUCAUCGAGAUUCGACUCGAUGCGUACAAGUUCAUCACAACUCUGCGCCGUCCUGUAGCACUUCGAGCUCAGGAUAUCGGGAUUUGGUACUCAAUCUUGGACGGUGUAUCAAAGUUUGCAGUGAUAUCCAACGCGUUUAUCAUAGCUGUUACAUCAGAAUUUAUCCCGAGAACUCUCUACUCGUAUACAAUGAGUCCUACUGAUGAUCUGAAAGGCUUUGUAAACUUUAGCUUAGCUUAUGCGCCCAUUCGUACCAACUUUGAUGGUACGCUACCCGAAUCUUCUCUGAAAACAAUCUACAACCAAGUUCACGAUCACCAGUUGAAAGCACCCGGCAGCAAUGCUCUCUACAACAGCAGUGACACGUGCCGUUAUCGCUCUUACCGUCAACCGGAUGGAACACGCAAGGUAUUCUGGUGGGAGUAUCUCACUUCUGCUUUGGCCUUCGUCAUUGUCUUUGAGCACGUCAUCUUUGCGGGUGUUGCUUUGGUUGCUUGGCUCAUUCCUGACGUUCCUGCUGAUCUGAAAGAGCAAAUGCAGCGUGUUUCUUUCUUGGGGGAGCAGGCAUUGCGUGAACGUGAAGUAGAAUCUGAGGAGAGGGAAGCUCGUCCUACCUCUGAUGUUUGACAAUGAAGAAUCUUGCGUUGCUAAGCUUUGCGAAGUUUUCUCACAUGAUUGCUGCAUUCUUGACUUCUCGUGUUAGUAAAUUUCACACGAACUUUUUGGCCGAUUUAAUAUUAUAUGUUUGCUGCUUUGUUGCUGGGAAGCUGCUGUAUGUUGAUUUACUUCACUGCACUUCCACCUGUAGACACAACUGUCGAAUGUUAAAGUUUAGAGUGCUGGAUAAAAUUGAUCAUCAAUGCUGAA
Molecule: messenger RNA, 2962 nt
Organism: Corticium candelabrum
Lineage: Eukaryota; Metazoa; Porifera; Homoscleromorpha; Homosclerophorida; Plakinidae
Product: anoctamin-7-like
Exons: 27
Coding region: 32-2722 (896 amino acids)
Biological process (GO): chloride transmembrane transport
Cellular component (GO): plasma membrane
Molecular function (GO): chloride channel activity; protein dimerization activity
Source: RefSeq, a predicted model, not a curated record